Messenger RNA from Vespa crabro (European hornet), 696 nucleotides. RefSeq names its product histone-lysine N-methyltransferase SETMAR-like. The transcript has 3 exons. Gene Ontology annotation, molecular function: nucleic acid binding. The coding region runs from base 1 to 696 and encodes 231 amino acids. NCBI's taxonomy places the organism in Eukaryota, Metazoa, Arthropoda, Insecta, Hymenoptera, Vespidae. The record is from RefSeq and is a predicted model, not a curated record.
AUGAAUAGCCAAAAGAAGCAUUUGCGGCAUGUUAUGCUUCAUUGUUUUAAAAAAGGUAGUAGUGCAAAGGACACUGCAGAUGAGAUUUGCACCGUUUAUGGGAGUGGUACCACGACUAUUAGAACCGUCCGCAAUUGGUUUAAGAAAUUUAGAACUGGCAAUUUUGAUUUGAGAGAUGAAGACCGUAGCGGCCGCCCAGCAACGACGGAUACGGAUCUCAUCAAGAGUAUGCUAGCUAAAAAUCCGCGAUAUAGUGUGCGCGAGAUAGUGGAUGCCACUAACAUUCCCAGGACAACAGUACAUAAUCAUUUAAUCAAGAUGGGAUAUGAAAAUCGACCUUCAUCUGUUGCGAAGCCAGGACUUCAUCCGAAGAAAAUUUUUUUGUGUAUUUGGUGGGACUGGAAAGCCUCCAUAGCCGAAAAAUGGCCAGAAUUGAUGAACUGGCAUGGUGUUAUUUUUCAUCACGACAAUGCAAGACCACAUGUUGCGUUGGCCAUAAGACAGAAACUCUUACAGUUUGAUUGGGAUGUUCUACCUCAUCUUCCGUACUCCUCAGACCUUGCCCCAUUCGAUUAUUACUUGUUUCUCUCGUUAAAAAAUUCUCUCCGCGAUAAAUGUCACAAAUUCGAAAGCGAAAUAAAAAAGCAUCUCGAUGAAUAUUUUGCAAGUCUCAACAAUUUUGAAAAGAGGGCAUAA